Messenger RNA from Patella vulgata (common limpet), 2095 nucleotides. Its product is annotated as GTPase IMAP family member 4. Gene Ontology annotation, molecular function: GTP binding. Bases 280 to 1917 code for a protein of 545 amino acids. NCBI's taxonomy places the organism in Eukaryota, Metazoa, Mollusca, Gastropoda, Patellidae. The record is from RefSeq and is a predicted model, not a curated record. The transcript has 6 exons.
UGCUCCGGUAAAUCUCUGUAUGACUCAUGAAUGAAAAUGGUUUAAAGUUUAUCGAAUCAUACGAUAACAAAUCUCGGAUAAUUAUCAACUUAACGGUGAUUUUGUAAAACUGCUAAUGACUAUAUGCACAGAGACACCGAAACCAAUCGUUACCAAAGCAAGGAAGUUUUUCAGUGAAACCAAUCGUUACCAAAGCAAGGAAGUUUUUCAGUGAAAGCGUUCUUCAGUAAAACGUACUUAGGCUAGAUCGACAUUUCAUCGUUUGAAGCAUAAAGUUAUAUGGUAGACAUGGCGAUGCAGCUGAAAGGCACUUCCAUUUCUGAAGGAGUUCAAAGGCAACUGGAUCUGUUAGAAAGUUUACGACGUAUACCGGAGGAGGAUGUCCAAGAGCUUCAACAACAAGAAAAGGACAUCAGAGGAGAGCAUGUUUCAACUGCACGAAAACUGUUCAACAAAGUCUUGGGAGAAAGUAUUGAGGAAAAAAUUAAGAGAUUAGAUAGAGAGCUGAAAGAGAGUCUAGCCCAAAAAAGAAGAACAAAAGAACUACAAAUACAUGGUAACACUAUUCUCGGCCCUAAUGGUGAUGUACGAGUAGCACUGGUUGGAAAAACAGGGAUAGGAAAAAGCCACCUUGGUAGUAAUCUUUUAAAAACGAAGGUGUUCAAGUUUAUUAUGAGCUUUAUGUCGGUUACUAAACAAUGCAAGUUUGAAGAAAGACGAUUAGACGAUACAACUACCUUAUUGGUCGUGGAUACCCCAGGACUGUUCGACACGAGAGAUCCUAAUGAACAAACGAGUAGGGAAAUUGUAAGAAGCAUUGCCCUUGCAGCUCCUGGUCCGCAUAUUUAUAUCUUUGUCCUCUCCGUGGGACGAUUUACACCAGAAGAAGCCGAUACUGUGAAUAUCUUGCAGGAAAUGUUUGGUAAAGAGGUCAUAAAACACGUCAUCGUCGUGUUUACUCGCAAAGAUGAAUUGGCUGAUAAUAAUUCACGCAAACAGUUCAUUUUAAAAUCGCCACCCGUCUUGCAGAAUCUACUGGAACAGUGCGGUUACAGGUUCGCGUUCAUCAAUAAUAAGGCAGAUCAAGAUGAACUACGAGAAGAUGUUGACGUUAUAUUGGAUAUUAUCUACAAAACUAUUGGCGAAAACAACGGAGCGUACUACACGAACGACAUGUAUAAAAAAGCUGAUGCAGUUCUAGAGGUAAGGCGAAAAGAAAUUCGAAGUGAAAGGGAACGUAAGCAAACAGAACUCCGUCAACAAAGAGACCAGAUUUUCAAAGAAGCAGAGAAAAAAGACUUUUACAGCACAGAUGGAAUGCAACUUUUGAAGGACACACGAGAAGCUGAAAACAUGCUUGAAGAGAAACGCCGACAGAUAGAAGAAAUUGAAGAAAAAAACAAAUUGCUAACUCUAAAGUUGCAAGAAGAAAAAAGGCGUCAGUCUAUUCUAGAAGAUAAAAUAAAAUUUCGUGAAGAAGAGGCAGCUAAACGGCAGGCAUUACAACUUGAAGAAAAUCGACUUAGAGACCUGGAAGAAAAGCAGAGACGGCUGGUAGAAGAGGACUUGAUAAGACGACAAGAAAUGCAAAGAGAACAAGAGCGGCUAAAUAGACUUGCAGAACAGACUCAGAAGAUAGUCGAUGAAGACGAGGAUUCCUCUCUCAGGAAAACAUUACAAAAGUUAACUGAAAUUAACGAGAAGAUGGUAGAAAACGCCCAAAUAAACCCAAACAGAAAGGCCAAGAAAGACGCUGAAACAGACGACAAAUUACUAGAGGUCAUAGGUUCUGCGGUGAUUCAAGUUGGGUCAGCUGCUGCAGCAUCUGUUUUGGGUGUCGGCGCAGCUGCUGUGUCAACUGCUGUGGGGGUGGGGUCAGCUGCUGUGGGGUGGUUGAAGAGCUGGUGGUCAAAGUGAGGUGAAGGGAGUUCAAAUCGUUUUGCUUUUUUUUAGGCAUUUGCUUGAUACUUAACCUUCGCUACUGUUUUUAGUUAUAACCCUAAAUCAUAUUUUCCGACCUACAACUCCUGAUAUUGUAUCAGUAAUUUUAAAUGGUUUGUUUUAUUUAAGCGAAUAAAAAAUGUAUGUUAAUAAA